Molecule: messenger RNA, 1941 nt
Organism: Fusarium sp. VM40
Lineage: Eukaryota; Fungi; Ascomycota; Sordariomycetes; Hypocreales; Nectriaceae
Source: the annotation of a GenBank genome assembly
AUGCUGCGUCGUCCUGUGGCUGCGGCAUUGAGUUGCCGAUGCUGUCAAUCCGCCAUCAUUCGUGCCGUUGUCUCAAGACCGGCUACAAGCUCUUUUCGCACUCUUCCACAAACCACGUCAAGACAGCUUCCUGGCUUAGCGACGAGGUUCUUCUCCGAUGCAAGAAUAAACGACCCAAUAGUCGAAAAAGAUGAUUCUGUCGUGUUUUCUCCCAGCGACACCCUCGACACAGCCGCCGAGUCUGCCGAGUCUGAGGACGUUCCUUGGUUUCUCGAAGUUGAGCCCCCGCGACAUCCUCAAAACCAACAUGCUGUCGAAUUACCAAAAAUCCCCGAAGGUGCUCCGGAAGUUCUCGAACCGAUGGUGAAAUACAUUUUCGAGGAUAUGGGUCUGGACGAAAUCUCUCUUAUGGAUAUGCGCGACCUGGAUCCUCCUGCUGCUCUCGGCCCCAACCUGAUCAUGCUCUUUGCGACAGCUCGCAGCGAACGACAUCUUCACAUAUCUUCCGGUCGGUUUGUGCGAUGGCUUAAGAAACACCACAGUAUUUCUGCACGAGCCGACGGACUAAUUGGUCCUGGUGAACUACGGACGAAGUUGCGCCGGCUUCGAAAGAAGGCUAAGCUAAUGGGUACCAACACUGCCAUUGUUCCUGGUGGCGACAAUGGUAUCUCGACUGGAUGGGUCUGUGUCAACUUCUCUUCCAACGGCGACAACAUUGACGAAGCGGCCAAGAUCGAUGAUAGCGGCCGCUUCUCUGGCUUUGGUGCCCCUCAGACAGGAACCACGGUGGUGAUCCAGUGUAUGACAGAGGCCCGAAGAGCGGAGCUUGAUUUAGAAAGUCUCUGGCAGACUAUCUUGAAGAAGAGCAUAAGGGAGAACAAGCAGGCUCGUGGUGAAAAGAUUGGUAGCCCGGAGGAGUUAGAGCAACUGCUUGCCUCCAAGGUUCAAUUGCCGAGAUCAGAAUCUGCCCCCCAAUGGCAGGCUUUGCAGAAGGCUUCCAAACAAAAGCGUUCUUACACCACAAGCGCCCGACGCCUUGCUCCAGAUCUUGCGCGAAACGAGACGGUUAAUUCAUUUGAUGGUCUGGCCGUAGAAGAGAACGAUACUUUGGGAGAAACAGAAAAGUCCCUGCAGCUGGAUCAAGUACGUGCGCGUUUUGAAGAUAUCCAGCUUGUUGGGCUACCUCUUUCCCAAGAACAACUCCAUGGAUAUCUUCAUGAUGCCCUGACAGCGCGUGCAGAAGAACCCGCUGCAGGGACUCGACUGGCUUUUGUUGACCAAAUCCUUUGGACAGCCGAGGAGCGAGGCAUGGAGAUUUGGACCGACAAUAUGUUCGUUACGCUUAUUGAGUCGGCAAUGCUCUCUCCAUCUUACGGACAACCCGAGCUCGAACGAGCACAGAAGAACCUUGAGAGUCUUAUGCUGCAGAAGGACUGCCAGCUCGACGGGUUAGGGACUUUUCGUUUAAUGGAGGCCUAUGAAUCACGAGAAGAUUGGCCCCGUUUCUGGGACGCGUUUCGUAGGCCACCUCUGUACAAAAUGUCCAGGGGCGAAAAACUGUACACAUGCGUUUAUAGGGCCCUGGAGCGCACUGAUGACCAAAUGAUGUGCAUCGAGAAUUUGCGCUGGGUCUACAACGACAUGUUGAACGAACCCGAACAUGUCGAGUUCACCGGCCGUCUCUACCGUGCACUCAAGUCAUGUAUCACUAUUGCAGACCCGGCGUCUCCACAUCUAGUGGACAAACGCGCCGAUGAUUUCGAUUAUAUGCGGUAUUACGCCAAACGAAGACUAGCAAUCAGAGAAUACGUUCUGAUGCUCAGAGACGUCGAGGCUCGUCGCAUUCAAGCUGUCGAACAAAUCGCCAGAACGCACCUGGAUCAGGGCAUUGCUUCUAUGGCCGAACAGAUGGCUGUCGAUGAGACAGAAACAAAGGUGUAA